CUGACCGAAUCAGACUGAAGUUCCUCUGAGCUGCGCAGAGAAGAGCAGACAGACCAAACUGACCAAACUGACCUCCGGCCUGUCUCUGAGCUCUCAGCGCUGUCCGGACCGAACCUCAGCUCAGACUGACCCUUCCCUGCUGCUUUAAUCACUUUAAUCUGUUUAGAAUAUCACUUUCUCCGGAUGGAGCUCAGAUUAGCGCACUAGCUAACUCUGCUAGCUGACUGUGCUAACGGCAGGGCGGAUUCCGCGCGUUUGUUUGUUUAUUAUGUGUUUGUUUGUGUUUUGGCGGAUAAGAUAUGAAGCAGCUGAUGGAAUUUGAGGAACUACGUUUGAUCUUUUCGCUGCUAAAGUCUUUUUACAGCUGAAGCUGAUUAGUUAGCACCAAGCAAGCUAGCUUAGCUUCAGCACUAUUGUAUCUCUAUGGAGCAGUUUAGCUUAGCAUAGCUAGCUAACUAAUAUGCUGAGUAUCAGAGAUGUUUUAGUUCUGUUGGAGAGAUUCGAGCUGCAGAUUUCUGCUGGUCAGCUUUGUCUGUAGCCGGACAGUUUGCUGUCCUCCAGCUGUUACUGAAGCCGUAAGGCUCUCUUAUGGAUCCAGGAUGGAGAACAGUCUCCUGAUCAUCACCCUGCUGGGCUGCAGCGUUGCUGUUCUGGAUGUUCAUGGAUUUGAUGAGGUGCGGGUGCGGCUGGGCAGUGCGGACGGGUUCCGCUGCUCCGGUCGAGUGGAGGUGUAUCAGGGUCAUCAGUGGGGGACGGUGUGCUCGCGUGGGUGGGACCUGCGGGACGCGGCGGUGGUCUGCAGGGAGCUGGACUGCGGCUUCGCCUUCGCCACUCGCGGCGGCGCGCACUUUGGCCGCUUCAGCGGAGAGGUGUGGUGGAGGAACGUCCGCUGUUCGGGGGACGAGUUCACGCUGGACCUCUGUGAACGUUCCCUCAACGAUGGAGUGUGUUCACACAACGAGGACGCGGGAGUGGAGUGCACAGGUAAGCUACCUGCGCCCACGCUGACCAUGCAGUCGCCGUUCUCUGCUUACUCAGCCGGAGAGGCGGUGCUGUUCACCUGCACUGCCCCCUACUGGCGCCACCCCAUAGACGUCCACCUGUAUAAGAGCGGUGUGGACACUCCUCUGGUGACUCAGCGGGCAGAUUUGAGACAGACUCGAGUGGAGCUGACCCUCUCUGAACUGGAAACAUCUCACCAGGGCAGCUACAGCUGUCUGUACCGUAUCCAGGGCAACCCCGGCAACUCACCGUCCAGCAACAUCAUCAACAUCACCGUCUUGGAGAUCCACACUCCUCAGAUCUGGUAUAACGCGUCUCCGUCGGUGCGGCCCGGCUGGGUGAACCGAGGGCAGAGCUUUAACGUGACCUGUUCCACGCAGCCGCAGUAUCCGGGCGGCUCCUUCCAGCUCCGCCUGAUCCGACCCAACGGCACCGUGCGCCACUCUCUGCCCGCCCUUGCGCCCUUCGUCACCUUCAGCUUCUCAAACGCACAGGCCUCCAACGAGGGCUACUACUGCUGCCUCUACAAGGUCCAGUUCGGCGGACGCACGUUCGUCUCCAGAGAGAGUCAGCCGCUGGCCAUCAACGUUCGAGGAGCUGACCCGAUUCUGAGCCCUGUGGUCAUCAGCCUACUGGUGUCCGGUCUCACCUUCGUCAUGGCAACGUGUGCCAUCCUGAUUGUGGCUAAAGUUUACUGUAAGAGAGUGCGGAAGCCCACCGAGCUGGAGCGCGAGUCCAGAACCUGUGUGGACAACACGUACAUCGCCCUGACCAUUAAAUAACAGGAGAAUGACAAGCGAUCCAAACUCUGGACGUUUUUACUCCAAGCUGACCAAAUCGCAGAUGAAGAAUAAACCAAAGCUGUAAGAAGCUCCUCAGCUGGGAUCUUUAUAAACUCUAAAAGACAAAUCAGACCCUUAAAGCCGCAUUUUCAGCACUAACACAGAGGGGUUCUUACAGGAAGUCCACACUUUUAUUUUGUAAGACUUUUAGACUGAGAGUUCUUUCAGCUUUUCAGCACGUCACUUCAAUCAGGACCGAAACCGUAACUCUGACUCUGGCUAACGAGAGGAGGGCUUCUGGAUUUUUCUGAAAUAUUUCUGGAGUCAGUUGUGAAAAAGGUCUUCCAGACUGUCACAGUCACUUUCACCAAGCUGUGAAAUGUGGGUUUUUGUACGUUUAUACUUUUGCUUUGUUGUGUUAUUUAUUUUUUUCUACUUCAGUUUUUAUUAUUAUAAUUAUUAUUACUAUUAAUAGAUUUUUUUUUAUAUUUUAUUCUGAACAAAGCCUCCAUUGAUGCGUCAGUCAUGGAAGGCCAGGAAAACUGUACCUUCAGCACUGUGCAGAGCCGCUCCACUGAAACAGCACUAACGAAGCCAGCGAUGACGUCUGUUCGGCUAAAUCGGCCAGUUAGCCGAAAUAUAAACAGCUUAUUAACAGAUUAUAAACAGAAUUAUUCCUGUAACGGUGAAUGAUUUUAGUUUAUGGUGUUCAACAACAUUCCUUACAGAAAAACACACAUUUCACUCAAGAGUGUCUAAAAAAUCACAAUAAACACGUAACAUCACAUGAGUA
This is a messenger RNA of Colossoma macropomum (tambaqui), 2577 nucleotides long. RefSeq lists its product as uncharacterized. The coding region runs from base 600 to 1784 and encodes 394 amino acids. NCBI's taxonomy places the organism in Eukaryota, Metazoa, Chordata, Actinopteri, Characiformes, Serrasalmidae. The transcript has 8 exons. Gene Ontology annotation, cellular component: membrane. The record is from RefSeq and is a predicted model, not a curated record.